Molecule: messenger RNA, 2241 nt
Organism: Emiliania huxleyi CCMP1516
Lineage: Eukaryota; Haptophyta; Isochrysidales; Noelaerhabdaceae
Gene: ACPT14
Product: putative amino acid permease/ polyamine transporter
Exons: 16
Coding region: 1-2241 (746 amino acids)
Molecular function (GO): transmembrane transporter activity
Source: RefSeq, a predicted model, not a curated record
AUGUUCUUCAACCACCUCUCGUCCCGCAACGACCCGCUGCACAAAGCCCACAAGGAGAAGAUCACGCCGAAGGCCGAGUGCACCGACGCCAUCGCCAAGGCACUGCAGCACGCGGCGCCGGGCACACCGGGCGCCAACCUGACCCACGCUGGCAACCGUGGCGUCUCGGCUGCCACUCGCGCCCGGCGGCUCGCGUGGGCGCCCGCCGUCCCGGGCGCCGCUGCGUGCUCUGCUGCUGCUGUUGCCGCCCUCCGCAACGCCACCGGCGUCUCGCUCGCUUGGAACUCCCCCUCGGGGGUGGCCGACACGAUCAAUCUCAACACCACGCCCGCCGCAGACUACGAUCUCUCCAUCUGCGACAGCGUCUCGAUCGAGUGCCUCAAGCGUCUCCACCUGCAGAGCCAGGACUUCCCCGACAACAAGGAGUACCGUGCAAAGAUCCGCUCAGUGCUCGAGUUCGGGAUGAAGGCCUUCGGCGGCAACCCCAACGCGCCCGGCACCGAAGACGGCGCCCGAGGUGCCAUCUUCGUCGUCGCGUCGACGAUCCUCGUCACCUGCCGGCCGAGCGGCUCGCCGCGCUACACGACCGACCAGAUGGUGCUGCUCGAGCUGCUCAGGAGUCGUGAACGUGGCGCGAUGGGCAUGGGCAGUGGCGGCGGCACGCGGCCCGGUAAAAAGAUUGGCGUCUGGGGCAUGGUGGUCGUCGGCUUCUUCUGGGUGCACGGCGGCAUUUACGGCAACGAGGCGAUGCUGAUGGCGGGCCCGCCGCUCUACGUCUUCAUCAUGCUCGGCGUCGUGCCCUUCGUCUACUCCCUCCCCAUCGCGCUCAUCGUCGCCGAGCUCUCCACCGCCUUCCCGGAGGACGGGGGAUACGUGGCGUGCGGUCGGGUGGUCGGCUCUCACCACGCCUACUGGGUGUGGGUCAUCUACGUGGUGGACGCGGCUAUCUACCCCGUCCUCGUCGCGCAGUACGUCGACACGAUGGUCCCGAUGAGCGAGUUCCGGCGGGGCAUCCUCUCCACCGCUCUGGUCGGGAUGGUCACUGGCAUCAACCUGCUCGGCACAGACAUGAUGGUCAAGUUUAACACCCUGCUGGCGGCCGUCUCGCUCGCUCCGACGGUGCUCUUUGUGGCAAUCGGCAUGCCCAGGCUCGAGCCGGAGAGGACGCUGCCUUGCGAGCUCGACUCUUCGCUGCUUGUCUCGUGGAUCCUCUGGCUGUACUGCGGCUUCUUCUCGCUCGGCGCCGCGCUCGCCCGGCGAGCUAGAGAGACCGCGAGGUGCGGCAUCCUCUUCCCCGCCGUGCUGCUGCUGAACACGCUGCCCCUCGCCGUCGCCCUCUCCCUCGACGACGCCGGCUACUUCAACGUGCUCGCGCGCCGGCUGGCGGGCCGGUGGCUGGACUACGGGUUCCAGCUGGGCGCAAACGUGUGCCUGAUCGGCCUGCACUGCUUGUACAAUGCCGCCGCCCUGACCGCCGAGCGGUCGCUCGCCUUUCUGGUGGCGUCCCACUUCACCGGCGAGAUGAACGCUGUCGUCGAGAGGCGGCGCCGCAGCGGGAGGAGGGCCGACGCGAUGUUGGUGUGGCUGCUGGCGGCGAGCGAGACGGGCGUCGCGCCCGUGUACAUCCUCUUCAACGCCGCCGUCGCCGCGUCCCUUGUUUGGGCGCCGUACACGCGGCUCGUCGAGUUCUCGAUGCUGCUCUCCGUCCCUUCCAUCCUCCUCUUCAUGUGGUCCUUCGUCGCGCUGAGGAUGAAGCAGCCGGAGUCGCUGCGCGCGCGGCCCUUCCGCAUUCCGGGCGGGCUCUAUACUACUAGCCGAUUCUUAGUAAUUAAUGGCAUUAUUACCAAGAGUGCACGCGCUCGUGGUGCUGCUGUGCACGCGCUCGUGGUGCACGCGCUCGUGGUGCUGCUGUCUGCGCGGAGGCGGAGGCGGGUGGAGGCGAAGGCGCGGACGCAGGGCGCGUCGCUGGGGUCGCUGCCUCGCUCCCCGGGGUGGGAGGAGGCGGAGGAGGCGGCGGACUCGCGCGGGCCUUCGGCGGGUCUCAUCUCGUCGAAGUUGAGACUCAACGACGGGUCGAUCGACGAGACGACCGCGCUCAACGGAGGCGAGCCUUGCGUCGACUCGCGGCGCGGGGGGGCGUACCGCACUCCCUCCCUCCGGAGGCCAGGCAGCGGCGGCCGGAACAGCGGCGGCCCCCUUGCAGACACGAUCUCGCGGCUCGUGCCCCUAAUUAAUAGCUAA